GACGACAGCGCCGUCUACUACGACUGUUUUUGUGAGAAAUCAUUUCAGCUGUUUUAUUAGUUCCAAAUGGUUUAACCUUGUCGAAAUGAUUGAUAUCGUGUUAAUAAGAAAAAGGACGUUAUUGUUAUAGUGUUGUUAUGCCUGAUACAAAAGACAGAUCAGCUGAUCAACGAAUGAAUACUCCUGAUACGUCCCAGCUUGGGGUUCCUCAACAAAAGUCUGCCUACAGGCCGAUGUCAAGUUCACAACAACAACAACCAGUCAAGUAUGGAGAAAUUAUCAUUCUUGGGUAUAAUGGUCAUCUACCACAAGGAAACAAGGGGCGAAGAAAAAGCAAGUAUGCAUUAUAUAGACGACCAAAGGCUAAUGGGGUUAAACCAUUUCGAAAACACAUAGUGAAAAAUCCUCACUCUUCUAAGGCAGUGCAAGAUAGCCAUCAACAUUCAGUAACAUACACAUUGUCUCGUAACCAAGCUGUGAUAGUAGAAUACAAGGAGGACCCAGACACAGAUAUGUUCCAGAUUGGAAGAUCAUCUGAAGAUCAGAUAGAUUUUGUUGUGAUGGAUACCAUACCUGGCAACCAACGAAAGGAGGGUGAUGGUGUUACUCAAUCAACCAUAUCAAGAUUUGCAUGUAGAAUUCUAGUGGAACGAAAUCCACCAUAUACUGCCAGAAUAUAUGCUGCAGGGUUUGACUCAGGCAGAAAUAUUUUCCUAGGGGAGAAAGCAGUGAAGUGGUAUUCAGGUGAGGAGAUUGAUGGUCUAACCACCAAUGGUGUGUUCUUAAUGCAGCCCCAGAGUGCAUUUUGUCAGUCAACUACAGCAGGGGUGUGGAGGGAGGUCUCUGUAGGGGGCACAGUGUACGCAUUGCGAGAGUCAAGGUCAACACCUCAUAAAAGUAAUCAGAUACUGGAAGAGAACAAUAUUCUACAAGAUGGAACUUUAAUAGAUUUGUGUGGAGCCACGUUACUAUGGAGAUCAGCAGCUGGCCUGUCUGCUUCACCGAGUGAACGUGAGUUUGAAGACAUGGUAGAUGAUAUAAAUGCAGGUCGUCCACAGUGUCCUGUAGGCCUUAUGACCCUCGUACUGCCUAGGAAAGGGACGCUGGGUAUAAAUGAUAAACAACCAUUUGUCUAUACAAAAUGUGGUCAUGUGCAUGGCCAGCAUCAGUGGGGACAGGGGAACAAUAAUGAUGGAAGAACCUGUCCAUUAUGUCUUACUGUUAGUCCGUUUGUGAAGUUAAAGAUGGGAGCAGAAUUGAGUUUGUAUGUUGAUAAUGAACAUCCCACGUACUGCUUUAGUCCUUGUGGUCAUAUGGCCUCUGAAAAAACUGUCAAGUAUUGGUCACAAGUUGCUGUGCCCCACGGUUGCCAAGGUUUCCAUGCUGUUUGUCCAUUCUGUGCCACACCCCUAGAUGAGGAACCAGGAAUUGUUAAACUUAUAUUUCAAGACUACACAGACUGAAUGUUAGCCACGUGUUCAUUCUUGAUGUAUCCAUGAUUUAUUAGGCAAAAAGGUAGUACUGGAUAUACAGAGUAUUGACAUUUUUUGCCACCCAUUAUGUGAAUGAUUAAUUCUGCCUUAUUAUUCCAACAUUUCAAUGUAGUGAAACAGCAGUGUACAUUGUAGUGUAAGAGGAAAUCAAGAAAAAAUAUAUUAGAUGAAUGAAACAAGCAUGUUUGGAAAUGAAGGAGGAUAUCAAAGAUGACCAAAUAUUUAUUAGUGCAGACUUACAGAAAUAUAGGGUUUAAAAGGCACUUGAAUUGUGCACAAGGUAUAUCGAAAUUUCUGGAUAUAUGAAAAAUGUGGUCAGGUGACCACAGAAAAAGAAACAAGAUAGAUGUGCCAAACAUGAAAAUAGUGGAACAUAUCAACGAAAAGCUGACCAAAGAAAUACAUUUAAUGCAAAGACCUUACAAGUGGAAUAUACAGUGUGGUUGUACUGUAUAUAUGACAUUGAUGUUUACACAGAUUGUAACUUAUGCAAAUCCGAAGGAAACUUGUGUUAGAUAGACUUGGCAUUUUUGUGAAAAACAGUCAGUUACAAAGAGAUGUUGAUUUUUUAGUUCAUGUUUGCAGCAUGGUAUUUAUGCCCCCCUUCUAAGAAGGAGGGGUUUAUUAUUUUGCAGAUGUCGGUCAAUUGGCCUCAGUCCAUAGAUAAUCGGUUUCCCGAUUAUAUUAUCCCCCGCCGAUGAAAUCGGGAAGGGGGUAUUGAAAUGGCGUUGUCCGUCCGCCAGUCCGUCCGUCUGUCCGUCCGCAGCAAUUUCUCAGUAACUACUUGGUAGAAUUUCAUGAAACUUGAAAUAGACAUGAACUAAAAUACUGCGAUGAUGCCCGUCAAGUUAUUUUUUUGAUUGGUCAAUUUCCCUCAGAGUUAUUGCCCUUGAUUUAAUAAAAAAUGUCCGUCUGCAGCCAUUUCUCAGUAACUAACAGGUAAAAUUUCAUCAAAUUUGAAAUAGACAUGAACCAAGAUACUGCGCUGAUGCCCGUCAAGUUUUUUUUUUUUGAUAGGUCAAUUUCCCUCGAGUUAUUGCCCUUGAUUUAAUGAAAAAUGUCCGUCUGCAGCCAUUUCUCGGUAACUAGCUGGUAGAAUUUCAUCAAAUUUGAAAUAGACAUGAACCAAGAUACUGCAACGAUGCCCUUCAAGUUUUUUUUCGAUUGGUCAAUUUUCCAUAUAGUUAUUGCCCUUUAAUUGUUUAAAAAUCCACAGAUCUGAACAUAACAAACCAACCAAUUGGAAGAAUUUCAUUAAACAUCUUUCAUUCUUUUCCCAUGAACAUUUAUUAUAAACAUGUGAUGUUGUGUACCUACACCUGGUCACCACCUUACCUUGGUCCCCCCCCCCCCCCAAAUUUUUUUUUUUUUUUUUUUUCAUUUUUCGUUUUCUAUCAGUAUUUAUAAUCAACCUGUUAACUGUUGUAUCCUCACCCCACCCCCACCCAAACAAACCAUUCAUUUUCUUUUAAUUUGAUUUUGACUAAUGAAAUUAUUUGCUUCUUGGUGACAUUCUUAACUUUUUGCUGGAUAUAUUUUUUUGCCGUUCCUUAACUCUGACCCUUUCGGCGGGGGAUUCCAAUUCAUCGAAUUUGCUUGUUAUAUAAUAAUAACACAAGAAUGCUUGGGCCUAGGAUCAUGAAAGUUGAUAGGAAGGUUGGUCAUGACCAGCAGAUGACCCCUAUUGAUUUUGAGAUCAGUAUGUCAAAGGUCAAGGUCACAUUGACCAGAACAGUAGAACUUUUUUGCCAAAUAACUAGAGAAUGCUUUGGUCUAAGAUCUCAUUUGAUAUGGAGGUCACUUAUAACUGGUAAAUGACUGAUAAUUAUUGAUUUGAGGUCAGUACGUCAAACGUCCAGUAAACAGUGACCAAAUAAUUUCUGUUUCUUGUGCAGUUACUGAAUGCAUCAAGGGGGGCAUUUCAUGUUCUUCAAGCUCUUGUUGAUGAUGAAGUUAAUUAGGGAGGUUGGAUCAACUUAAUAUUUACAUGCAUACAGACAUACAUGGAAAUUUCCUGUAUGUAGAAAUAAAUGUCGAGCGACAGCAUUUUGGGGAUUCCCCAGUCUAUUGGUAUUUCAAUACAAGUCGGCUUUCAGGGGAUUUUCAAGGCUAUUCAUAUCUUCUUAAAUGAAAAAUGAUGGGGAUUUCCCAGAGUACUUAUAAUGCUACUAGGAGUUUCCAUGAUAUUAAUUAAUUAACUAGAUUACUGCUACUGCAGGCAACUCAGAAUCUGUUAAAAUUUGUUAGGAAUUUUGACACUCCAUGUGCUUACAGAUAUAUAAAGUAAACUUUCAAUUAUGCAACUAGUAUGAAAUUUCAACCACAAUGAAUAGCAGAAACUUCAUCUCAAUGUGAAUUUCAUGAUACGACUGUUACAGAAUAAAGUACAACUACCAGUUCUAGUACAAUGUUAGUGUUAACAAUCAUGUAUAACCAAGGUGAUUAUAAUUGUUGUACUAAACAUUCCACAUAGUUUGUGUUGUAGCAGUAGUUGAGUAUGGUAUAUAUAACAUUAAAAGUUUGUAACUAGACAUGUAAUUAGUACACUUUUUUGGUGAUGUAGAUGAUGUUUAAAUAAAUGACUGUAACCAUGCCAACAUGAAAAAACUGAAAUGUUGAACAAAAUAAAUGGAAAUGUCAAAUUCCAUAUAACCUUGAGAUGAAGGUUAUUCACUGCAUAUGAAUGACCUUCACCAAACUUUUAGACAUUAUGAAUUUUGAAAGUUGUCAAAUUGCUAAAUGUAUUAAUUAUUUGUAAGUUGAUCAGUUAGAUUUUGAAGAAAAAUUAUUCUGAAUUUUCAAAAAUGUAAUUUAUGAGUUUGCUCAGCAGUUCAUUAUAUCAUUGAUGCAAUGUGAACAUGCUUUUAAGGUGGUGUGAGUAUGCUUUUAAGGUGGUGUUGCUAAUUAUGAAUAUUUUAGUCACAGUUCUAUUGCCAUUACUUGCUACAGCUGCAGAUUAGGGUAUUUAUUUUUGUAUUAAAUACUUACAUGUUCAUGUAUAAACAUACACGGUGCUGGAAUAGAUUUAUUCACUUGCUUACUCGUCUUCGUAUAAAGCUGUGAGAGUUAUAUGGUUGAUUUUGACAUCAAAUUAUUCUGUUUAUUUCUUUAUGCUAAAAGUAUAAACUUUUCUUUGAUCAAUUAAACCACUUUUUCUGUGCAAAGGUUCUUUAUAGAAUCUUUUGUGUUAAUUUAAGCAAAGUGAUAUUUUUAAUAUAACCUGUAACAGUUUCUGUGUCUGAUUUCGAUUUUGCUUACCUAAUCAAUAUUAAAGAUGGAACUUGAAUGCACUUCUUACAUAGUUUGAACUACACUUGACUAUAAACAGAUGUGUUAUUAUACCCCCACAAAACGAAGUUUGGGGGGUAUAUAGGAGUGAGCUUGGCGGUCCGUUGGUCGGUAGGUCCGUUGGUUUUGCAUGCCUUGUGGAUGAUAACUCAAGAAAGGAUUGACCAAUUGAAAUAAUUUUUGGUACACAGGUGUAACAUCAGAAAAUACAGGUCAAGUUUGAACUUGGGGUCAGUAGGUCAAAGAUCAAGGUCACAGUGACCCUGAACAGUUAAACUGUUUCCGGAUGAUAACUUGAAAAGGCUUGGGCCGAGGAUCAUAAAUUUUGGUACACAGGUGUAACAUCGUGAAAUGCAGGUCAAGUUCGACUUUGAGGUCUGUAGGUCAAAGGUCAAGGUCACAGGGACUCGGAACAGUUAAAUGGUUUCCGGAUGAUAACUUGAGAACGCUUGGGCCUAGGAUCAUAAAUUUUAGUACACAGGUGUAACAUCAUGAAAUGCAGGUCAAGUUCGACUUUGAGGUCUGUAGGUCAAAGGUCAAGGUCACAGGGACUCUUAAAACAGUUAAAUGGUUUCCGGAUGAUAACUUGAGAACGCUUGGGCCUAGGAUCAUAAAUUUUGGUACACAGGUGAAACAUCAUGAAAUGCAGGUCAAAUUCGACUUUGAGGUCUGUAGGUCAAAGGUCAAGGUCACAGUGACUCAGAACAGUUAAAUGGUUUCCGGAUGAUAACUUGAGAACGCUUGGGCAAAGGAUCAUAAAUUUUAGUAUACAGGUGUAACAUCAUGAAAUACAGGUCAAGUUCUACUUUGAGGUCUGUAGGCCAAAGGUCAAGGUCACAGUGACUUGGAACAUUUAAACAGUUUCCGGAUGAUAACUUAAGAAUGCUUGGGCCUAGGAUCAUGAAAAUUGAUAAGGAGGUUGGUUAUGCUAGCAGAUGACCCCUAAUGAUUUUGAGGUCAGUAGGUCACAGGUCAAGGUGAUAGUGACCCGGAACAUUUAAACAGUUUUCAGACAAUAACUUGAGAAUGCUUGGGACUAGGAUCAGGAAACUUAAUCUGGAGGUUGGUCAUGUCGAGCAGAUGACCCAUAUUGAUUUUGAGUUCCAAAGGUCAAAGGUCAUUUAAACCAUUUACGGACAAUAACUUGAGAACGCUUGGGCGGAGAAUCAUGAAACUUUAUAGGGAGGUUGAUCAUGACUAGCAGAUGACUUCUGUUGAUUUUGUGGUCAGUAGGUCAAACGUCAAGUAAGUUCGUCUUUGACAUUGGUUUAGUUCUGUGACAAGGCCAUAUUGUGGGGGUAUAAUUCGUCACUCUUGUGACAACUUUAGUUUUGCAUGUAAUCACACACAACAGUUAAAACGUAUGUUGAAAUUGCAUUUCGUGAUGACAUCACUCCACUUUCUACAUUGCAUUUAUUUAAUUAAAAGUUGAUUAAGGCAAGGCGUCAGUCAAGAUUUACAGUAGAAUGAAAAUUGAAUAUAAGACCUGGAAAUCUACUUGACAUUGUAUCAUUUGAAAUAUUGAGAAGAUUUUGAUUUACGGCUAUGUAUUUUGAUCAUAUGAAAAUAUGGCAUGCAUCAUACAGUUCCCACUUUAUAUGGAACUCUGUGGAAAUAUACCCAGAAAAGUGAUGAUGUGUAUUCCUUCUAGGGUUUUGCCUGUCCAGAAAGCUGUCCACAUUCUUAGUAUUGUUAUCUCUUACCCUGCUUAAUUUCUAUAAUGAACUUUUCCAUCUUUCAAUUUGGACAGUACCAUUAACUGUUAAAAGGUGUGCUUACCAAAAUUAUACUGACUGAAUGGCAAACAGUGCAGAUCUGGAUCAGACUGCAUGGAUGUACAGGCUGAUCUUGAUCUACACUGGUUGCAAAGGCAGAAUCAGUUGUGUCUAGCAUGAUAAGGGUUGAUCAUUUUAACCUUUAGCCUGCUGCCGGCAAGUGAUUUUGCCUUUGCCACCAGUGCAGACUGAUCAUGGUCUGCAACUGUUCGCUAUUCAGUCAGUAAAUUUUCAGUGAACACACCUUCAGAUAAUAAAUGGUAUUGACCAGUCCAUUUUAGAAAUUUAGCAGGGUAAAGGUUAAAAUAAAUGUCAUUUCCAGUAUUUCAUACAUAAAAAGUACUGUUUAUUACAUUUCAUAAUUUUGUUUCGUUUGUACCAAAAUCACUAUGCUUAACCAUAGGGCAUAUCAAAACUAUUGAGGGCAUAUUAGUCACUUGGUGAUGGAUCAUGCAUUUGAUUAUUAGUGCUUAUUUUGAUAAUCCAGUGUUCAAAAUACGUUUUUUGAUUUGUGUAUAAAUUAGGCCAGUAAGAGUUGGAAGAUACUGCAUUCUAGUUCAUUGAAGCUGGCGUCAGUGUUUUAUUAUGUUUUCUUUAUGAAUUCUCCCACCUAGAAUUGGCCUUAAAUGAUCCUAUAUUACACAGUCAGACCUGCAUAUAAAACCAUGCUUUGAGGAGCCAAAAACAAAAAAAGAGAGAACUUUAUAGGGAGGUGAUCUUUAUUAACAUUUUUUAUGUACCGGUACGUCAAGCCAUAAAUUUUGGAAAUGCUACUAGUGGUUGUUAUGGCCAUGUUGUUUCCUUCCCACAGGUAGAUGGGAUUACAGGUCUGAAUAUGUGGGAGGAUAUUUGAUUUGUCUUCCUUGAAAUUACUUUAAUUUAGAAAGAUAUUCCAUGAUUUUCCUUUGCCACAAGAUUUGUUGUGAUUGCUUCAGAUCAAUAUUACUUGACAUAAUUAGAAAAUCUUUAUUUACAUGUAAUUAUAGUCUUGAAACACUGUCUCCUGCUACAGUAUCUUUGUUUAUAUUUUGCAUAAUGAUUUUUGUAAAUGUUUAGUGUUCUAUUGUGAAUCCUGGUGUGUUUUUUUUCAUGUGCACAUGUUCCAUGUACAAGUUUAUCCAUAUAAACAUGUUUCCCUUUGUUUCAUGUACACAUGUUUCAGUUGAUUCAUGCACACAUGUUCUACUUGGUUCAUGUAUACAUGUGCAAGUUGUUUCAUGUACAGUUGUUUCAUGUACACAUGUACCAGUUUGUUAAGGACAUAUAUCACAUGUUGAUUUCAUUGUUGAGAUGUAAAAACAUAAAGCCAGGAAAACAUUCCAUAGCAUAGAUAAUUAGUUCAUUAGAAAGUCUUCAUUUAUAGUCAUGUACUAUGCAGUAUUGGUGAUGAGAUUUAAAGUUAUAGAUCACUUUCUUUUAGCUAGACCUAUUUUUCAAAUGGACAAUGGUGUAUAUAAUUGAUGAACUUUGACAUAAUUAGAGUACAAAAAAGAGGUUUAUUUUGGCUUUUUAUUUCUUAGUAAGCUUCUGACAGUGAGGGCUUUUUUUCUUAUGUAGACUGUUCAUUUUGCAGGGAAAUAACUUUCACUUUAAACAACAUGCUGUGAACUUACAAAGAACACACAAGGGAAAAUCAGAAUCAAUGAAAAGCAUGUGUAUUUUGUGCGAUUAAUUGUUGUAUAAACUAUAACUAUGUUAUUAAUAUUUGUAAAUUUAAACAUUCUGUUUAAGUUAAAGAUUAACAAAAUCAUAUGUUUUAACAUGAACUUAUUUAUUUCCGGGUGUUCUAUAAAUAUCUUUACUUCAACUUAAGUUCUCUGUUAAGUAUUUUGUUCCAGUCUUGUAUAUAUUGUUUGUGUCAUUUUCAAAUCGUUAGAUGUUAAAUGUUCAAUUUUAUUUAUAAAUGUUUGUAUUUGUACCUCAUAUGUUUAAAGUUUGAACAAAUUUCAGGUGAGAAAUGAAAGUUCACAAUCAGGUAGAUGUUUUAGCGCUCAUACAAAUGUAUAAUGUAUUUAUAGAUAUAGGACAGUUUAUUAAUUAAUUAAUUAAUUGUCAUUCUGCAAUUUUUUUCUAGAAAUAUGCAAUAUAAUACUACUGACUAGAAGAUUAUGAAACUGAGGUUUAAGACCUGCUUAGCAAUGCAUUGUUAUGAUUGGUUGAUUCAAAAUUAUGCUUAGAAAGAACUAAUCUUGUCCCCAAACUCAGUUUUAUAACCUAGGUUGCAGUAAGUAAACUUAGGGAAGGCAUUAUUGCGCAACAUUUUACUUGGGCUGCUGUUAGAGAACAGGUGGUAGAGUGAUUGGCUUUGUUGUUGCUAGGUGCUGUCAACAUGUUGAGUGCCAGCCUGUGAUGACAUCAUGCUCAGAGGAGCACCUAGAGUCUGCCUCCACCAUCAAAAGCUUAUAAGUUGCUAUAUGACCUAUAAUUGUGCCAGUGCUGAUGCUGCAUGAAAUUAUUUUUUAGAAAAACAAGUUUAAAUCUAGAAGAGCCUUUGAUCAAAAUGUUCAUUGAGCUAGGUCUUUAUCUUCACCUGCAAUGAAAGUGGAUAACUCUUUUGGUUUAAAAAAGAUGUGCUUAAACUUAGAACAUUAAUAUAUAAACAAGGUAUUACAUAAUUUGCUACAGAAGUUUUCUCGUGCUCUGUUUUUGUAUAACAGAACAUUGAAAUCUUAUUAAAUCUUGUUUUCCUAUCUAUUUGUUUUUUAAAAAAUCAUUAAUAAAAAUCAUUAAUAAAAUAUUUAAACUGCUAUUGCAGAUGAUAUGUCUUAAUUUAAUCUGUAAAGUGAAAUUUUACUUACAUUUUUUUUGACAGUGUGGUAGUUGUAUAUCUGAUAUACUAGUGAAAAUUAUGAUCACAUAUCAGUGUUAACAUUGUUGCAAUAAAACCUGCUUAUAAAGCAGUUUUAAUUGACUAAAAAUCAAAUGAAAUACCCAAGAUCUUUGGACAAGAUGAAAUAUUCAGGGGAGAUAAUUGUGUUGGACAAGCUUUAAAUUUUUUUGUACAAAAUGAUUGGAAAAAUCUUCUGGGUAUUUAUAUAAAUAUGAGCCGCGCCAUGAGAAAACCAACAUAGUGACUUUGCGACCAGCCUGCGCAUCCACGCAGUCUGGUCAGGAUCCAUGCUGUUCACUUUUAAAGCCUAUUGCAAUUACAGAAAGCGUUAGCGAACAGCAUGGAUCCUGACCAGACUGUGCGGAUGCGCAGGCUGAUCUGCUAUUUUGGUUUUCUCAUGGCGCGGCUCAUGUGUGUUUUAAGUGAUUUGAUUACUAGUUAGUUUUUUGUUAUUUUCAGUGUAUUUACUUUUUGUUGAUGAAUUUAAACCUGGUUGUUAUGUUCAUACUGAUAGAAUAUGUAUUUAAAGGCACUGACCUCCAGAUUUUUACUAUAAAUGUUUUUUCUGUUAGAUUGAAGUUUGGUAAUAUUAUGAACAUUAGAACACAAGUUAAAUCUUUGAAAUGUCAAAUCAAGAAAAAAAACAUGCCCGAGUUGGGAAUCGAACGGGGUCGCUGCAGCAGUAAACAUUUUCCUGUGGUCUUAACCAGUACACCAAGGAGGAAUAUGUAUUUAACAGUUGUUUAAUAAAGAGCUUUAUAAUUAAGACUUUUAAUGGAAAAAUUAGAAAAAACAACUAAUUCUUUCGUGUUUCCAUAACUUUAUAAUCUUUCAGUAACUAAGUUCCAAGGCUUUCUAAAGAAAAAUAGCAAUAAUUUUCGGAUAUCUGAAAACAUUCUCAUUGUUUUGUAGUUGUACGAUCUGGAGGUCAGUGCCUUUAAUUUCACGUGUUGGAAAAAAAGCGGUUUUCAGUGCUUAGUGUCACAGGUUGCAAUCAGCAUUUGUAUAGGAAUACGUUAUGUUCUUGUUUAGCAGUUAAACUAAAGCAAGGCAUUUUUCUUAAUCCUGCAUUUUGAACCAGAUUCACAGUUGUGCCCGAGCAGUCAUGUAAAUUCUCAACCUGUUAAACAUAAGGUAUUGAAUGUUUGCUGUUGUUCAUUACUUACCAUUUAACCUGUGUUCAUUUCCACCAUUUCUCUAAAUCUGACCAAUUUGACCUGAUUUUACCUUAUACACAUGUUGAUCAUGUAUUCAUAUUGAUCACUCUAAUUAUGUUCUUUAAAAUUGUAUGAUAAUGUCAUAUUUAUUAUUAAAGAGAUGAGAAAUA
Molecule: messenger RNA, 10713 nt
Organism: Mercenaria mercenaria
Lineage: Eukaryota; Metazoa; Mollusca; Bivalvia; Venerida; Veneridae
Product: protein pellino-like
Exons: 10
Coding region: 138-1463 (441 amino acids)
Biological process (GO): protein polyubiquitination; regulation of Toll signaling pathway
Molecular function (GO): protein binding; ubiquitin protein ligase activity
Source: RefSeq, a predicted model, not a curated record